Capsicum annuum is the source of this 2165-nucleotide messenger RNA. RefSeq names its product CTL-like protein DDB_G0274487. Gene Ontology annotation, molecular function: transmembrane transporter activity. Gene Ontology annotation, biological process: transmembrane transport. The coding region runs from base 296 to 1813 and encodes 505 amino acids. The record is from RefSeq and is a predicted model, not a curated record. The transcript has 7 exons. Gene Ontology annotation, cellular component: membrane. Lineage: Eukaryota; Viridiplantae; Streptophyta; Magnoliopsida; Solanales; Solanaceae.
AAAUAAAUUGAAAUAUUUAUGGUAUAGAGAUCAAAUAAAAUGAAAAUGGAGGAAGUAUAUAAAGUGGAAAACAGUGAAUUAGUUGUCAAAUUUCAAAAUCCCUAAAAUAAACUUCCAUUGACUCUUUAUAAUUAUCCUCCUUCCUCUUUAAAUUCUCAAUUUAACUUCACUUCAUAAUUUUAUUUAUUCAUAAACUAUAAUAGUUUUUUUUUCUCUAUGAACAAUUUAUACAACAAAUGUUACUUUUUUUUCUUCACUUUGUUAUAAUCGCCAGAUCAUUAGUCAAUUUUUCUCUAUGAGUGAUUCUCAGUUUUCUUCUCUUUCUUCUUCCUCUUAUGACGGCUCCGCUUCCCCCUCCGCCGUUGCUCCGCCGCCGAAUAUGGCGGGGAAUGGUGCGAGUGGAGAUGAUAUUAGAUCCCGACCACUUAUUUCACAAGUUUCACGGCAUUGGCGAGAUGUGUUUUGGAUGGGGGUAUUCAUGCUGCAUCUACUAUUGGUAGGCGUGGCACUUGCAAUAAUGGGGUUUAACAGGUUUAGGGAAAAGGAUAGGCUCAAAAUUGAUAGAUUCACGCAAAUGAUCCUUGAGAAUCAGCCUGGUUUGACUGAGGACUUUUGGCCUUUGUAUGCCGUGGCUGGUGCAGUGGGAACAGCUCUGGCAUGGGCUUGGUUGGUUUUGCUUGGUUCAAGUGCUAAUAAUAUGAUGAAGUUCUCGGUUCACAUCUUGACAACAUAUCUUGCUGUGAUCAGUGUGCUGUGUUUCUGGCAGAAGCAAUUUUUCUGGGGUGUUGCAUUUGCUGUUGGUGCAGCAUUGCAGUUUUUGUACGUAAUAUCAGUCAUAGACAGACUUCCAUUUACCAUGUUGGUUUUACAAAGAGGUGUGAAGAUGGUGUGUAGCCUUCCUGAAGUUAUGGGAGUCUCAUGUGCAUUCAUGCUGGUCAUGCUUUCAUGGCUAGUACUUUGGUCUUUUGGAGUAGCUGGUGUUGUAGCACUUAGUAUUGGUGAUGGUGGUCGCUGGUGGCUUCUUGUGGUAUUCUGUGUGAGUCUGUUUUGGACUGGUGCGGUUCUGUGUAACAUUGUUCAUGUAAUAGUGUCGGGCAUGGUGUUUCUCGUUCUCAUUCAUGGUGGUCGACAAGCAACCUCAAUGCCUCCCAAACCAUUGAAGAAAUCCUUACGCUAUGCUGUUACAACCUCAUUUGGCAGCAUCUGCUACGGAUCACUUUUUACAGCUGCCAUCCGGACAUUACGGUGGAAGAUUAGAGGAGUCAGAUCAAAGAUUGGCAAGAAUGAGUGUUUGCUUUGCUGCGUCGAUUUCCUAUUUCAUUUGGUUGAGACCUUAGUCCGUUUCUUCAAUAAAUAUGCUUAUGUCCAGAUUGCAGUUUAUGGUAAAAACUUUAAUCGCUCUGCAAGAGAUGCCUGGGAGUUGUUCCAAUCAACUGGGGUUGAAGCACUUAUUGCCUAUGACUGCUCAGGUGCUGUUAUAUUGAUGGGAACUCUUGUGGGUGGGCUGGUAGCCGGAACCUGUGCAGGAGUUUGGACAAGGAUCAAGCAUCCUGACAGAGUGAUGAUGGUCGGUUCUACGUCCAUGUUGAUGGGAAUGAUCUUGGUCGGACUGGCUACAGUUGUGGUGGAAAGCGCGGUGACAUCCAUAUAUAUCUGUUUCGCGGAAGAUCCUGUGUUAAUACAAAGAUGGGAUGCGGAGUUUUUCAACAAGAUGUCGGAGAUGCUGCAUCAACGAUUACAACACAGAAGUUCACGGGCAACACAAGUAUUGACCAGCAGAUUCGACAGCCAAACGCAAGAAACUGCCGUCUGAAUUCCUCACUUUUAGAACAUUCAUGUCUUAUCUCUUUGUCUUCAUGUAUUAGUUUUUUGAUUUUGUCAAUAGGUAUGUAAUGUAGAUUAGAUACAAUCCAUUCUGGUCUAUUUCCCUUCUCAAAGGGGAAGGGAAAAGCCUCAGUUUAAUUAUAUCCCCAAUAGUUUUGUCUUUUUUUACUUCUAAAAUUUGAAUUUAUUAGGUUUUUAGAGUGGUUGGAGAACUUUUGAAGUUUGUCCUUCACAAUUGUAUUUGUAUUUGUAUUUGUAACUUAAGGUAUUAUUUGUUUCUUUUUAAGGUUAAAGAUGUUUGAAUGUGAAUAUAUAAGACUCUUUUCUUUGUGGAUUGUUCA